Messenger RNA from Fusarium fujikuroi IMI 58289, 1419 nucleotides. RefSeq names its product related to VeA protein. Bases 1 to 1419 code for a protein of 472 amino acids. The record is from RefSeq and is a predicted model, not a curated record. Lineage: Eukaryota; Fungi; Ascomycota; Sordariomycetes; Hypocreales; Nectriaceae. The transcript has 6 exons.
AUGUCGCAGCGAAUCCCUGGCCCUGCUUAUUCUUCCAGUGCACCACCACCACCACCGAUUCAUACCUACCAACAACACCAGCGUCCUCCUCCGCCUCUACCGCCCCCGACUCAACAUCACCACUCGUCCCAUCCUCCCCUGCCUCCUCCGCCGUCAGCUCCACAUCCUCACCACCAACAUCCACCUCCGCCGCCACCUUCCCACUCGCUAUCUUCGCAUCAACACCAUGGCCAACCACCCCAUCACCAGCCUCAACUCCCACCAUAUGCCCCAGCUCCAUAUCAACAGCCUCAGCCGAGUCAAUACCCUCGGCCCCAUCCGCACCAGCAACACGUCCCUCCUCCUUCGCAACAUGAUGAUCAUCCUCCCCCGCCUUCCUCGCGCCCAUCGCCCACCGACCAUCAGAAAGAUUCCGAACACGUUCCCCCAUCCUACUCCAAGAUUGAAGAAGGAUCAGGCUGGAAGUACAGUCUCGAUGUGAAGCAACAACCCGUGCGUGCGCGCAUGUGUGGAUUUGGCGAUAAGGAUCGUCGCCCAAUCACGCCGCCGCCAUGUGUUCGUCUUGUCAUAAUCAAUACCGAGACGGGUAAAGAGGUUGACUACAAUACCCUAGACCACGCCAUGUUUGUGUUAUCGGUCGAUCUGUGGAAUCAUGACGGUACCAAAGAAGUCAACCUGGUGCGGUCCUCAACUGGGACUGGCGCUAUGGCAUCCUCAAGUACCUACACUUAUUCGUCCUUAGAACCAGGAACCCCUUCGUACCAGCAACAAUCUCUGCCCCCGAGCCGCGAGUCUGGAUAUGGGCAAUCGCAAGGGAUGAACUAUGGUCAGGAUUAUCCCCCACCGGUGCAGCAGAGCUAUGGUCAAGCACCGUCGUACCCGCCGAGCAGUUCCUACGGUCCGCCCCAACAAUAUUACCCGCGACAUAGCGGUUACAGUGCCGAACCUUCGGCUCCUCCGCCAGGUGCACCUUUCCGUAAUGGAUAUGGACAGGAUCAAAAUGCGCUUACUCGGAUGGCAGUAGUGGGAGGUCAACCCCAAGGGAUGUUUACGAGAAACUUGAUUGGCAGUUUGGCCGCAAGCGCAUUCCGCCUCGAGGACACUGAAGGACAAUCAGGUAUCUGGUUUGUCCUCCAAGACCUCAGCGUCCGUACAGAAGGAACCUUUCGAUUAAGGUUCUCCUUCGUCAACGUUGGGCGCCCCGGAGGGCAGGGAGCCAACGUAAACCAAGGCCGAGCGCCAAUCCUGUCGUCUUGCUACAGCGAGAGUUUCCACGUGUACUCGGCCAAGAAGUUCCCCGGCGUGUGUGAAAGUACACCAUUGAGCAAGAAAUUUGCAAACCAAGGCAUCAAGAUCCCGAUCCGUAAGGACGCCAACAUCAAGGGCGAAGGUGAUGAAGAGAUGUACGAUCAGAACUGA